AUCCUGCCUAAACAAUACAGGACAAACCUCUGGAGACAGAGCCGCAUUAUUAGGUCAUAUUGUAGGAAUGUUUAAUUCCUCUACUUGAACACUUGUUUUGUUUGUUUUUUCCUAAAACGAAUCCCGUUGGAUCGAGUCCUAUUAAAAGUGGACAUUAGACAUUAGAGCAGUAAAACGACGGUAAAUGUCUGCAAGCUGCUGCCUAGCGGAGCUAGCUUAGCGGACGCGAUAACAAGUUGUUCACAGAGGAGAUGUUUUGGGAGGUUAACGCAAUGCCAGUGAGUUACUGAAGACUGAGAUCCGGGACAAUAUUGCCACGGCGGGCAACCACCAAAGCCCGAUGUGUUUACACCCGUUUGCUGCGUUGCGUGGUUGAAAUCCGGGCCAAGCGAGACAGCGGCAGCUUAGCAGCGACACGAACAACGCACCGCCACCAAACUGGACAAAACAUUGGAUUUAGUCGGCUUUAACUCGGGCUCGGCGGGUUCGCUGACGCCUCAGAAGAAGAUGAAGAAGAGGAAGGAGCUGAACGCCCUGAUCGGCCUGGGGGACAGCAAGAGGAAGAAGACCAAGAAGGGCUCCGGGCACCGGCUGCUGCGGACCGAGCCGCCGGGCUCGGAGUCGGACUCCAGCUCGGAGGAGGACGACUUCAACUCCCUGAACAGCGGGGCAACCUUCGGGAAAAGAAGCUACACACAGUGCUGCAAUGUGUGCUACCCCUUGUUUCUGUUCAUCAUCCUGGCUGCUUGUGUGAUGGCCUGUGCUGGACUCAUAUGGAUGCAGAUUGCUCUGAAAGAGGAUCUAGACUCACUGAAAGAAAAACUGCACAGCAUGGAAUCUAGCCAGAAAGCGUCAUCAAGUGAAAUACCAAAAUUAAGCGAGGAUUUGAAGAGCAAGGACAGGAAGCUUGAUGACAUCGAGAAUGGGGACAAGGGGUUGAGCAAACUUUGGUCUAACCUAACAGAAAUGAACCGAAAGAUCAGUUUGUUGGACUCUGCUGUUAACCAUUUAAAAACCAGCUUGAAAUCAGCUGCUGAUUUAAUCAGUCUUCCAACAACUGUUGAAGAGCUUCAAAAGAGUGUUGCAACAAUUGGCAGCACCCUAACAAGUGUACAACACGAUGUGAAGACUAUGCAAGCUGCUGUAGAAAAUCAGAAGAAAGAUGUCGACACGAAGAAGAUGACGGACAUAACAGAUCUUCGAAAAGCCAUGGGAGACGUCAACAAGACAGAGGAGCAGCACCACACAUGGACUGAUGAGCAGAUCCACAUCCUUCUCUCUACUGUUGCAGAUCUUCAUCAGAGAGUGGCCUCACUGGAGAAUGGGUCAAAACACACUUCACAGAAAAAUGAUGAAGCCCCACUGGAAAUCGGCAGCCAGCAACCAGUAACUGCAAUAAUCAAAGAAGAUACUUCAAACAAAGCAGCACCGGGAGAUGUGACGGAGUUGUCCACACCACUGACAGAGCCACAUGGAAGCAGACGCCCUCGCUUUGCAUCUCUAAACCGGUAUCGGUGGAUCGCUGGCAUGAAAUGUCCGAAAAGGGUCUCCCUGCCUGGUGUCAGUUCUCUGAAAGAUAUAGACGACAUAUUCCAGCGGGCCGGUGUUGGGCGUGAUUCAUUUGCACUUACCUACCAACACCUGAAGGAAGUUUUUGGAACAUCAGCUCCCAGCAAACUCACCAUGCAGUGCUUUGAUGAUGAUGGGGACCAAACAUACUCCUUGACGGAGCUGAGAGUUGCUGUAGGUUUGUGAAUAUACCAUCUGACAGCAGUGAACAGUAUUGAAUUCCCAAUAAGGUUUGGGUUCCUCGACUCGUCUGUAAUUGCUGCACUUUUUGUGAACUGAAUAUUUAUCCUACUGAUGGUGGAAUAAGUGGCACUGGUGUGCCCCUUCUCACUCCCCCUUUCCCAGGCCCAUUUCACCGUAACAUCAGCCACAUAGCAUUGUUAAAAUUUUUAACAGUAAACAGUAAUAUAUGAUAAACUGUAUGUAAAAUGUGUACCUACCUAUUCCUUUUGCCAUUUCCUUGGUUUAUAUUAGUAAACCAUGGAUAAUGAGUGCUGUGUAUUAUUUUGAGUUCCAUCUUCCACCAUCAAUAUUUGACUUGCUGUGUUUAUGUAUUUGUCUUUAUUUUCUUUUUUGGGAUACCUUUGUCACCUUGAUGUUAUAAUUUUACUGUUUUAGGCAACAACCGUCUGUCUGUUGUAAAUGUACCCACCUGUCCACACAAAUACCAGGUACAACUCACUUAUUUAUAGGGACUGUAGAUACAAUUUUAUGAAUGUUUACAAAUGACUACUAGAAAUAUAGUUUUUGUCAGGUUUUGGUUGUGUUUUUAGACAGUUUCCUAAUUUAUCUUAAACAUGAGUGUAAGAGAUGCGUCUUUUGUAUACUCUUUUCUAAGCUAAAACUCAAGCUUCAUUUCUGUUCUCUUUACUACUUUGACUUACGAUCAGGAUCAUGUUAGUUCAUCCGUGCGUUUCCCUGUAGUUCUUUUUUUGUCCCCCAUUUAUCAAUAUUUUGAAAAUUUGAAGGGCUAUGAACAUUUUGAAUCUGAAUUUUGAAGUGAUUAUUCAUGAGGCAUGUAUAGCAAUAAUGAAAUGGUUAAAAGAUUUACCUUUUUUUCCUUGAGAAUUGCAGUGGAUAGAAGGCACAACUUGCUCACAAUAUCUAACAGGUAGUAUAAGAAGCACUGACUAUCACUUUUUACUUGAUUAAUUUUACUGGCCAAUUAAUGGUAUAGUUUAUGAAAAUAAAAAUAAUUCAGACUUAAAUGUACUCUGUAAAAGUGUAUUUGCAACCAUUUAUCUUUUGAAAAGGGGGAGUUAUUCAAUCUCAUUUUCUUCCCUUUAAUUGUGCUUUGCAUGUUGCUUUUCAUGUAACAUGAACAAAUUAUUUAUAAACUUAACAGUCGACUGCUUGUUUUUGCAGGACAAUGGUUAAUCAAGUUUAAAAAAUGUAAUGGUUUUGGCCAUGAUAUUUUGGGUCCAUGCUGCUACUGUACAUGGAAGAUUUUAUGAAUGUUUUCAUCUGAGCACCAAUGAAUAAAGACAAAGGUUUUAUUUGUG
This is a messenger RNA of Cololabis saira (Pacific saury), 3071 nucleotides long. It is a transcript of the gene efcab14, whose product is annotated as EF-hand calcium binding domain 14. The record is from RefSeq and is a predicted model, not a curated record. The coding region runs from base 508 to 1755 and encodes 415 amino acids. NCBI's taxonomy places the organism in Eukaryota, Metazoa, Chordata, Actinopteri, Beloniformes, Belonidae. The transcript is spliced from 9 exons.